UUAACGUCUUUAAGAGGAGAGAACUUUAUGUCAUAAAUACAAACAAAAAUAAUUUUGUGAGACAAUAUUUACGUUGUUUUAGUACCAUUUAGCACAAUAACAAUGAAUUAUUCAAGUGUUUCUGGUGUAUUUUGCAUUAUAAUCAUACAUUACAUAUGUGCUACCUUGUGCUCGCUGUCAAACAAUCUUAAAUAUUAUGAAACCCUUCAUUCAUCAAGUUUUAAUCACCAUAUAGUGAAAAGAGGUGCAAAACAAUCCAAUCAUCCAUUCAAUACAAUCAAGGAAUUACACUUUAGAACUCUCGGCAAAGACUUCAGACUAAUCUUACAUCCUCACAGUACUGUAUUACAUUCAAAUUUCAAAGCUUAUGCAGUUGAUGGUGAAGGAAAGAAAACUGUUGUCCAUGUUGAUCGAGACAACUUUUACACUGGCAGGGUUUUUGGUGAAAAGUUAUCAGAUGUAAAGUUACAUAUAGACAAUGGUGUUGUUACGGGCAUCAUUCAUACACCAGAUGAGACUUAUCAUAUUGAGCCGUCAUGGCGGCAUUUACCAGACCAGGAAGAUGGGACGAUGAUCACAUAUCGUUCAUCAGACAUACACUUCAGUUGGAUGCACAACAACGGCAGCAGACCUCGUGUUUGUGGUUAUGUGAAAGAAGGACAAGAACUUGAAGAAGAUGAUGAAGACUACAAUCAUGAUGUUGAAAGUAAACACGAACAAUUGGAAAAGAAUAAAUAUUUAAAGAAAUCACAACAAACCGAUCACCAUAACAAUGUACCUUAUGAAGAUGGAACCGAUAAUAAGCGAGUGAAACGACAAAGUGAUUAUGAAUAUACACCGACUAAAACAAGAUGUCCUCUACUACUUGUGGCUGAUUAUAGAUUCUUUCAAGAAAUGGGAGCAAGUAAUACCAAAACUACAAUUAGUUAUUUGAUAAGUCUAAUAGAUCGUGUUCAUAAAAUAUAUAAUGAUACAGUGUGGCAAGAUAGACAGGAUUUGGAUGGAUUUAAAGGCAUGGGUUUUGUGAUAAAGAAGAUAUUGGUACAUUCAGAGCCGACACGAGUGCGAGGAGGUGAGGCUCAUUACAACAUGGUGCGUGAGAAGUGGGACGUCAGGAAUUUACUUGAGGUUUUCAGCCGGGAGUAUUCUCACAAGGACUUCUGUUUGGCGCAUUUAUUCACAGACUUGAAGUUUGAAGGAGGUAUCCUAGGUCUAGCUUACGUUGGCUCUCCGCGGAGGAACUCCGUCGGUGGAAUAUGUACUCCCGAAUACUUCAAGAACGGGUACACAUUAUACCUGAACUCUGGUUUGAGUUCAUCUCGGAACCAUUACGGUCAGCGUGUUAUAACUCGUGAGGCUGACCUCGUGACCGCGCACGAGUUCGGUCACAAUUGGGGAUCAGAACAUGACCCUGAUGUGGUGGAAUGUUCCCCCACAGCCAGCCAGGGCGGCUCCUACCUCAUGUAUACCUACAGUGUCAGCGGAUAUGAUGUUAAUAACAAGAGAUUCUCGCCAUGCAGCCUUCGGUCUAUCAGGAAGGUGUUGCAAGCCAAAUCUGGUCGCUGCUUCUCCGAGCCCGAGGAGAGCUUCUGCGGCAACCUGAGAGUUGAGGGGGGUGAAGAAUGUGAUGCAGGACUUCUUGGUACAGAGGAUAACGAUAUGUGCUGCGAUAAGAAUUGUAAACUACGAAAGAAUCAAGGAGCUGUUUGCAGUGACAAGAACUCGCCGUGCUGCGCGGGCUGUGUGUUCGCGGCGGCGGGUGCUGUAUGUCGCGAGCCCGCGCACGCCGCAUGCGAGGGCGAAGCCACUUGCACCGGCGCCUCCGCCGACUGUCCCAAGGCGCCGGCUAUAGCUGACGAGCACGAGUGUGCUGAGCGCGGCCGCUGUCGCAAUGGCUCGUGUGUGCCAUACUGCGAGACACAGGGCAUGCACAGCUGCAUGUGUGACAUUGUUGCGGACGCGUGCAAACGUUGCUGUCGCAAGAGUUUGAACAAAACUUGCUUCCCCGUCGCCCACAAUGACAUCUUGCCCGACGGUACACCUUGCAUACAGGGCUUCUGCAACAAGGGUGUGUGCGAGAAGACUAUCCAGGACGUGGUGGAGCGCAUCUGGAAUAUAAUUGAAGAUAUCAACAUCAACAAUGUGCUGGGCUUCUUGAGAGAUAACAUAGUGGGCGUGGCCGCGCUCGCCACCGCGCUGCUCUGGAUACCUGCCAGCUGUCUGAUAAGUUAUGUGGACCGUCGCCGUCAGCGUCAGUAUCAGAAGUACGCGGAGUGGGAGCGCCGCCGCGAUCUCCUGCAUCCCUCAUCUCCGCGCAAACUCAUACACGUCAGAUUACCGAAACAGAAGCCGACAGGUUUGAAAAGUGUAAUCCAAGGCACAAGUCAACUUUGAGCACACAUGUACGUAGUAUUAAUUGUACUUAAGUCCAAUUAAGUCCUGAAUGAGAUAUUUGGAACUUAUUUAUCAAAUAAAGUCAUUAUUGUCGUUUCAUCUUUAAAUCGAUGGUUCCUUCGAAUAAAGGUCAAUGUGCAAAUUGAAAACUUUACAGGAAAGACUUUAAAAGUUUCAACCAUAUAUGAAAAUAGGUCGCAUAAGCUUACUUUAGC
Molecule: messenger RNA, 2609 nt
Organism: Papilio machaon (common yellow swallowtail)
Lineage: Eukaryota; Metazoa; Arthropoda; Insecta; Lepidoptera; Papilionidae
Gene: Tace
Product: ADAM 17-like protease
Exons: 17
Coding region: 103-2394 (763 amino acids)
Biological process (GO): membrane protein ectodomain proteolysis; Notch signaling pathway
Cellular component (GO): plasma membrane
Molecular function (GO): metalloendopeptidase activity
Source: RefSeq, a predicted model, not a curated record